AUGAGACGGUAUCACGUGUGGACACUUCUGUGUGUGUCAUGUUUUCUUACAUGUGCCGUUCUGCUAAUGAGCAGGAGUUCCACUGAAAUUGAGUGUCCAGAUCAAUCGGAUCCUUAUCUCAAGAAAGAAGAACAUAUUUUCCAGGGCGAACAUUUGUUUGAUGUGAAAAAAGACGCACUGGAGACGCUUAAUAUUCCCUAUACAUAUCUACUGGGAUCCUUAUCUAAAAGGAAAAGGUUCCUAACCAUUGGUAUAUCUUCCGUGAAGAGAGAGAAAAGUAACUAUUUGCUGACCACAAUUGAAUCGAUCUUCCACCAUUCCAGCCAGGAGGAGUUGGACCAGUUAAUAGUGGUCAUAUAUAUGGCCAAUACAAAACAUACCCAGAACAGAAAAACUGCAGAGGAAAUUGAAAGGCAAUUUCAUUCAGAGAUUGCUGCUGGACAUCUGAUUGUUAUAAGCAGUUACAUCAAUGCGUAUCCACCUCUAGAUAAUCUAAAAAGGAACUACAAUGACCCUCCCAACAGAGUGACAUUUCGGUCAAAGCAGAACGUGGACUACGCCUUCCUGGUGAACUUCUGUGCCAACAUGUCUCAGUACUACCUCAUGUUAGAGGACGAUGUGACCUGUGCCAUGAACUUCCUGACGUCAAUUAAAACAUACAUUCAGAAACACAACGCACCUUGGACUACAGUGACGUUUUCAAACUUAGGAUACAUUGGUAAGCUUUACCAUAGUGAGGACCUCCAAAAACUAGCCCGUUUUUUACUUCUCUUCUAUGACGAGAUGCCGUGUGACUGGCUUCUAGAUCUCUUCUAUCAAUCCAAAACUCAAAGGGACAAAAUUCAAUCCAAACCUUCACUCUUCCAACACAUAGGAUUCUAUUCCUCAUUCCAGGGAAGUGAGAAUAAAUUGAAAGACAAAGACUUUGCUGAAACGGUGGAACCAUACGGCGAUCAUCCACCUGCCUCUUGCUUUUCCGAUAUUAAAGUGUACAAAGACAACACUCCAGAUAAUGUUUGUUUCGCCGGCCCCAGUUUCUUCUGGGGUUCAGAUAUAAAAGCCGGCAACUAUUUCACCAUGACGUUUAACGACGCAAUUAACAUUGAAAGAAUCAGUAUAAUUACUGGAACUUCUCAACAGCCCACUGAUAUUCUGAGAUCGGGUAACGUAGAGUUAGGAAGACAAAAAGUACAAAGUGAGGGAAAGAAAAGUUGCAAAUUAUUUUCAAAUAUCGGCAAGUUUGAAAAUGGAACAUUUUCACUUGAUAGAAUAAACAGUGCCGCAGGGAAAUCCAUUGACUGCCUUAAAAUUCAGGUUUCUGCAUCUCAAGCAGAAUGGCUCAUAAUACAAAAAGUAGGUAUAUGGGUCAGGCAGGAUACAAACACACAAUAAUACGUCCUCUGACACUGUGACAGACUCUAGGACGCUUCACUCAAAUAUAUUGAACUGUUUUGUAUCAUUCCUUUCA
Molecule: messenger RNA, 1468 nt
Organism: Pseudophryne corroboree (corroboree frog)
Lineage: Eukaryota; Metazoa; Chordata; Amphibia; Anura; Myobatrachidae
Product: alpha-1,3-mannosyl-glycoprotein 4-beta-N-acetylglucosaminyltransferase C-like
Exons: 3
Coding region: 1-1392 (463 amino acids)
Biological process (GO): protein N-linked glycosylation
Molecular function (GO): acetylglucosaminyltransferase activity
Source: RefSeq, a predicted model, not a curated record